Messenger RNA from Haemonchus placei, 1035 nucleotides. The record is from the annotation of a GenBank genome assembly. NCBI's taxonomy places the organism in Eukaryota, Metazoa, Nematoda, Chromadorea, Rhabditida, Trichostrongylidae.
AUGACGACCGAUGCAAGCGGCUCUCCCGGAGGAGACGAUCGUGAACGUCUCAGAUUGCUGCAAAAAAUUGAAUUAGCACGGGAACGAGAUGUCGAAGAGUUCCUAAUGAUGACGCAAGGAUCUGAAAGUCAGAAAGGUGCUGACAAUCCGCAAAUGGCACGCUUGAAGCAGCACUUUGAAAAGAAGAAUAAGCGGCAUACUAAUGAGCUGGAACAACUGCAGAGAAAGCUUGCCACUUAUGAACAACGUCUGGUUGAAAUUGAAAAUGGUAUAGAUUCUGGAAGCAGAACAACUGUUAUGUCAACAGUGGGUCAAGGAAUUAGGUAUGCUUAUGGAAUGACUGAAACCGUUAUGGCUGCACCUCUAGAAUUUGCUCAGCGUCUCAAAAGUACCUUUGGAUCUGCUGACAAUGUUAACGAUCCUAAUGACGGUGCUAACGAACAGGUAUGGCUUGAGGUUGUAGAAGAUUCUGUAGCUUCUUCGCUGUAUUCAAAAUUCAGAUAUACUUCAAGGAAGUCGGAUUCUCUUCCCGCAAAUUCUUCCCUUGUGAAGUCAUCUACUCCAUCAAGGUCUCGAGAUGUUGAUACAUCAGGAUUGACCGAUCCACUGUUAAAAGUCGAAUCUGAAGUGGUAGUUGCUUUUGUGUCGACUAAUUUGUUUUUAUUUAGACUGGAAACAACGAUGAACGAAACAAUUGAACUACAUCAGGCAGAGUUUCAGGCUCUGAAACAGGAACAGAAAGGUAUCGCCAAUCGGCUAGAUUAUCAAUAUAAUGAUCGCUUUAAGAGGGUGGAGGAAAGUGUCGAAUCAGUCGAGAACCAUGUAGAGUUUCUCAAGAUCGUUCUGUACCUUGUUGCGACUGUUCUCGAUUUAUUUCUACCGUUUUUUGGUACAAGGUCUGCUACUUUUUCCGGUUCAGGAAUAAAGCGGGUGUAUUUCUUUGCUGCCUUGUUGCUGUGCUCGUUAUAUGGCAAAAUUUCAAUGUCUACAGUUUCAUUGUCGAGCUGCUUGUGCAGAGAAAUGGUACCGACAUAA